AUGCGGCCAAAAGGGCACGCCUAUCUCCAUCACAGCGCGUAUAAUCACGCGCCCGUGCACACUAUCGAAUUUCGAUUGGGUGGAUCAUCUCUAUCUAUGGGGGAAGCUCCAGCUUUCUUUGAAGAUGAUCUCCAUGAAAAUCACACAAAGUGGCCCGUGUUUAACUCUAAGGGCUACGACACCGCUAUCGAUGUUGGAUGCGGAAAAAUCUAUGCCAUUGGCGCUACUGAUUGCGCGAUUGGAGUUCGAAUUCUGGAUAAAUCGAAAAAUGAAUGGGUGAGUCCCACUGUGCUGGGAAUGAUACCAAAACCGUCUGAAGGCCAUUCGGCUAUUGCCUUAGAUGAGGAUCGGAUUUUGGUUAUUAAGGGGAACACCGACUCUGAUGACUGCUUUUGGUUUCUUGAGAUCAAUACCCCAUUUGUUAGAGAUCAAAAGGCGAGAUUCGGGACUCAAGUGGUUGCAUGGAGCAAAGCCGUCAUUGGCCAAGCCAAGAUACCGAUUGUUAUUAGCGGCCCUUCUGGAGUUGGUAAGGGCACUCUUAUUUCUAAGCUAAUGGAGGAGUUCCCUUCGACUUUCGGGUUUUCUGUGAGCCACACGACUCGAGCCCCAAGGAACAACGAGCACAAUGGCGUUCAUUACCAUUUUACCGAACGUGCUCUGAUGGAGAGAGAUAUAACGGAUGGUAAAUUCCUCGAGUUUGCAGCCGUUCAUGGAAAUCUCUACGGGACAAGUGUCGAGGCUGUUGAGGUGGUUACGGAUGGCGAAAAGAGGUGCAUUCUUGAUAUUGACGUUCAAGGGGCGAGAUCUGUGAGGGCUACUUCUUUAGAAGCAAUUUUCAUCUUUAUACGUCCUCCCUCCUUUGAGGUGCUCGAGCAACGCCUUCGCUCAAGAGGGACUGAGACAGAGGAACAGAUCCAGAAAAGGCUCAGAAAUGCAAAGGCAGAGAUGGAACAGGGAAACUCACCGGGACUUUUUGAUCAUAUCUUGGUUAAUGACAACUUAGCGACGUGUUAUGAGAAUCUUAAGGAAAUUUUGGGCCUCAGCGAUGCAACCAAGACUAACAAGAUAUCAGUGCCAGAGUUGGUUCGUGUUCCUUUGAAACAUACGGUCUCCAAAAAUGAUCAGCAGAUCAUAAUAAGCUGUACUGCUCAAAAACAAGAAAAGUCGGAUUUAAAAAUGUUUGUGCUUGAUACAUCUUCUAUCAAAGGUGGGGCACCGGGUCGGACGAGGGGUCUGAAUAUUUACACAGCCGAGCUUCCCAAUAAUGGUGAUAUCGGUUCCCAUAUGCCGAGCUAA
Messenger RNA from Striga hermonthica, 1296 nucleotides. NCBI's taxonomy places the organism in Eukaryota, Viridiplantae, Streptophyta, Magnoliopsida, Lamiales, Orobanchaceae. The record is from the annotation of a GenBank genome assembly.